This is a messenger RNA of Ceutorhynchus assimilis (cabbage seed weevil), 531 nucleotides long. NCBI's taxonomy places the organism in Eukaryota, Metazoa, Arthropoda, Insecta, Coleoptera, Curculionidae. The record is from the annotation of a GenBank genome assembly.
AUGAAUUCUUGUUCCUCUAUCGACAAUGUUCUAGCUCAUAUGAAUGGCGAAAAAUUACUCUCAGACUUUACAAGCGGAGAACUAUUGAGAAUUCCGUUGGAUUAUUUAUUGAAACAUGCAAAGUCCUUUGAACUUUUGGAUGCACGGGUCGUGCCUGCUGGCGUCCCAUUAGUCAUGGUUGAUAAAACCGGCCUGGAGCACGGCAGGCCGCUAAUAGCAGACUGCCAUGCACCGCCCUCUCACCCUGCUGCCAAUAUCACGUUUUUUGUGAAUGAUGAAAAGAAACUCGAAACCCCAGCAAUAGAGAAAGCAGCAGCAAUAAUGCUCAACGACCACAUUCAACCAAAUGAAAACAACAAUGUCGAUAUGGAACUCAACAAAUUAAAGCAAGCAGUAGAAACAGUAAAGAAGGAAAUAUUGAAACCGGACAAAAUAAAGAGAAAAUCUUGGAUGACGACAGAAAUAUUAAACUUGAUAGAAGAAAGAAGACAAAAUAAAGGAAAUCCAACAGAAAAUAAACGUGUACCAUGA